AACAAGAAUCACACAAAACACAGAAAUGAAGAACGCAUUCACUCUCACAACCCUAUUCCUCGUUCUUUCAACUCUGCUGGUAGACCAAAGCCAUGCCAUAACGUGUGGGGAAGUGGACAGUUCACUCAGGCCGUGUUUGCCGUAUCUGAUGGCCGGAGGGGCUCCGACCUCAAAAUGUUGCGACGGGGUGAGGGAUUUAAAGAUGAUGACGCCCACCACGGCUGACAGGCAAACUGCUUGCCGCUGCAUGAAGGAUGACGCUUCGCGUUUUCGAGAGAUAAAAGCCGAGGCUGCCGCCCAACUCCCGAGCAAAUGCAGCGUCGAAUUCGGUGUGCCGAUUAGUAGGGAAGUCGACUGCGACCGCAUAAAAUGAUGAAAGAAGAUUGCUAUAGUCGUGAAGGCACUAUGGAAGAGGGCUUGGUGAAGACAUGUGAUUCUCAUGAAGCUAUGUUUUGUUCCCUUGCGUAAUCGUAGGACCAAUACUGUCUUCUUCAUGGGAUCUCUGUCAUUCUCAAUUUCUCGAUGUGAUGAAGUUGAAUAAAUUUAACUGUUUGGUGCUCUA
This is a messenger RNA of Tarenaya hassleriana, 562 nucleotides long. RefSeq names its product non-specific lipid-transfer protein 1. Gene Ontology annotation, cellular component: membrane. Gene Ontology annotation, biological process: lipid transport. The record is from RefSeq and is a predicted model, not a curated record. Gene Ontology annotation, molecular function: lipid binding. Lineage: Eukaryota; Viridiplantae; Streptophyta; Magnoliopsida; Brassicales; Cleomaceae. Bases 26 to 373 code for a protein of 115 amino acids. The transcript has 2 exons.